GCAAAGUUUGGCUGUGGCGGCAAAUGGGCUUGGGCGGCUCCUUGGCGGGUGGUGGCGGUGGCCGUAGCGGUUCCUCUUGGCCCUGUUAAUGUCGGGGCCAGGCCCGGGGAGGAUGGCGCCCUAGAGCCCGGCCUUGCUGGGGUAGGGGCGGGAGGGGACGGGGUGGGGACCGGCCAUGUCGGAGGUGACCCGAAGUCUGCUGCAGCGCUGGGGCGCCAGUUUUAGGAGAGGCGCCGAUUUCGACUCUUGGGGCCAGCUGGUGGAGGCGAUAGACGAGUAUCAGAUAUUAGCAAGACACCUACAAAAAGAGGCCCAAGCUCAACACAAUAAUUCUGAGUUCACAGAAGAACAAAAGAAAACCAUAGGCAAAAUUGCAACAUGCUUGGAAUUACGAAGUGCAGCUUUACAGUCCACACAGUCCCAAGAAGAAUUUAAACUGGAGGAUCUGAAGAAGCUAGAACCAAUCCUAAAGAAUAUUCUUACAUAUAAUAAAGAAUUCCCAUUUGAUGUUCAGCCUGUCCCCUUAAGAAGAAUUUUAGCACCCGGUGAAGAAGAGAAUUUGGAAUUUGAAGAAGAUGAAGAAGAGGGUGGUGCUGGAGCAGGGUCUCCUGAUGCCUUUCCUGCUAGAGUUCCCGGUACUUUAUUACCAAGGUUGCCAUCAGAACCAGGAAUGACAUUACUCACUAUCAGAAUUGAGAAAAUUGGCCUGAAAGAUGCUGGGCAAUGCAUUGAUCCCUAUAUCACAGUUAGUGUAAAAGAUCUGAAUGGCAUAGAUUUAACUCCUGUGCAGGAUACUCCCGUGGCUUCAAGAAAAGAAGAUACGUAUGUUCAUUUUAAUGUGGACAUUGAGCUCCAGAAGCAUGUUGAAAAAUUAACCAAAGGUGCAGCUAUUUUCUUUGAAUUCAAACACUACAAGCCUAAAAAAAGGUUUACCAGCACCAAGUGUUUUGCUUUCAUGGAGAUGGAUGAAAUUAAACCUGGGCCAAUUGUAAUAGAACUAUACAAGAAACCCACUGACUUUAAAAGAAAGAAAUUGCAGUUAUUGACCAAGAAACCACUUUAUCUUCAUCUGCAUCAAACUUUGCACAAGGAAUGAUCCUGACAUGAAUACCCUGGAACUUCUGUGAAUCUUACCACUCAGUAGAAACCAUCCUAGCUCUGUGUAGCACAUUCGCCCUUCAACAGGCAGGAAGCAAGCCGUACCCAGGCCAGCAGGCCAGAGUGAGUCCAUUACACAGCUGUAGCACAGAAUUCAAAGUCCAGCACGUCACUGAUGGAAAAGACUCCUUUGGAUACAGGCUUAAUUGUAGAUCUUAAAACAUUUUCACUUUUCUAUUAAUUGUGCAAUGAAUAGCCUCUUUUCUAAUUUGCCACUAUUCCUGCCCUGCUUCCUGGAACGACACUGUUGUGGGUGGAAUGUGCUCACCUUCACACUUAAUACAGCAAUAAGAGUGUGCUAGAGUUUACACACCUGUCCACUUCUGUUCCAAUAUGCUCUUCGGUUUUUUGAGUUAAUGUCAAACUUUGGGUUGAUGUGGGUAGGACAGUAUGAGACUGCUUUGAGAGGAAUUGGACCAAUUAUGCUGCCCAAGGUCAGUCUGGAAAUUUAUAGGCUGCUCCUCAGAGACGGCCUUGAUUCACCCUGAUCUCAUGGUUCUCCUGCUUAGAAAUAGUGUGCCUUGGCCAAAUCAGUAUCCCGUAUGGGCGUGUUCGCAGGUGGUAGCUGUGAUUUUUCCAGAUGACCGGAUCGUUUUUCUGAAAGUGAGCAUAUUUUUAGUCAUGUUGAUUAGCUUUUUUCUACAUCACAUCGUUACUCUUUCUGAUAGUGAUUCUGGGGUUAGUGAUGGAACCAUCUCAGAAUAAUUACAAAUUCUUGGUGGGUUUAUGUCUUCUAAAUCGUGUAAUCUAAAAAUAAUUUGAGUCAGAUGCUAACAAGAUACCGCAGGAAUAACUGCUGUUUUUCUGACAACUGAUUGUGAAACCUUAAAACCUGCAUACCUCUUCUUGUAGUGAUGAGUAUGCAAAUCUGGAGAUAUUCUAUUUUUUUUUUAUAUAGGUAGAUAGGAUUGCCAUUUAUUUCCUAUGUAGAUAUACUGACAUUCAUCCAUAUGGAAAUAUUGCAGGUCAUUAGCUUUUUAUAAUUUGACUAUUUACAUUCUUUUGACUUAAUAAUGGGGCAUAAAUAAAACUUUCAUAGAACACACAAGGUGGAUAUUUGAUACACAGAACAUUUAAGAUUUGGGGUGGGCAUUCUCUGGGUUAGGUGUGGAGCCCACAUAUUUAAUAUUCACUAUUUUAAAUGACCAAUGCUAGCAUGAGGGGAACGCAGUGCCAGUACUUGGCCUACUUUUAAACUCGUGUAAUAAGCCUAGUCAAUACCGUUCAGUAUGUUUGCUUUUUAAAAUAAGUAACCACAAUUAAGUUCUAGCCCUUGCACUUCAAGAGAUCUAGUCUCCACUUUCAGUUGUCUGUUAGGUCAGUUCUGUUUACUAUGAUGGAUGUUAAAAAACUAUAUGAGCCUGAAGAAUUCUCAACCCAAUUUAGUCUUGCUUCCCUCUUGAUUAGUUUAAUUCCAGAUGAUUCCAUCCACAGUAGCUUGAGGGGAUGAGGAAUUUGCCUUAAUAAAUUACUUUUGUUGUUCACUCAACUCUUAGACUGUGAGUUGUCAGCCCCGUGCCCUGCCCGCCCCAGACUGUAAGCUCCUCAGGGGGCAAGAACCACACGUUCUCCAUGUCACGUACAUUUUCUGAGGUGCUUGGCAGCGCUCUGUACCCUGUGGAGUACUCAGUACCUUUUGUUUGAUGUUGCUGACAAGACCUAAAAAUAAUCCCUUAAAAAACCUACCAUUAAAAUGUAGCAAAACUGA
Molecule: messenger RNA, 2866 nt
Organism: Aethalodelphis obliquidens (Pacific white-sided dolphin)
Lineage: Eukaryota; Metazoa; Chordata; Mammalia; Artiodactyla; Delphinidae
Gene: AIDA
Product: axin interactor, dorsalization associated
Exons: 10
Coding region: 176-1096 (306 amino acids)
Biological process (GO): determination of ventral identity
Cellular component (GO): membrane
Molecular function (GO): phosphatidylinositol binding
Source: RefSeq, a predicted model, not a curated record